Messenger RNA from Uloborus diversus, 693 nucleotides. RefSeq names its product V-type proton ATPase subunit D-like. NCBI's taxonomy places the organism in Eukaryota, Metazoa, Arthropoda, Arachnida, Araneae, Uloboridae. The record is from RefSeq and is a predicted model, not a curated record. Bases 1 to 693 code for a protein of 230 amino acids. Gene Ontology annotation, molecular function: proton-transporting ATPase activity, rotational mechanism. Gene Ontology annotation, cellular component: proton-transporting V-type ATPase complex. The transcript has a single exon.
AUGGGAACUCGAGAUAUUAUCAACGUAUUUCCAACGGCCAUGGAAAAACGUCUGAUGGAAGGUAGGAAAAAAGUUGCAGAUAGAGGCUUCGAUAUUCUGAAGAGAAAGUCCGAAAUUCUGCAAAUGAAAUUCCGAAGCGUAGGCAAAGAUAUAGUAGAAAUAAAAACCGUAAUGGGAGAAAUAAUGAAAGAAGCUUCUGUGUUAUUAGCCGAAACCAAGUACACCUCUGGUAUUUCCAGUUCCAAUAUCUUGAACUGCGUCGAUAAAGCAAGAAUCAGAGUAAAGGACAAAACGGAUAAUCUCGCUGGUGUCAAGCUAAAAGUGUUUGAAUGUUUCAAAGAUGGUAAAGACAUCUACAGCCUUGCUGGCUUAUCGAGAGGGGGAGAUAAGGUAAUUUUGGUGAAGAAGGCUUACGUGCAAGCUGCGGAAAUGCUCGUAGAAUUGGCUACACUGCAGACGACAUUUAUCACGUUAGAUGAAAUAAUUAAAAUCACGAACAGAAGAGUAAAUGCUUUGGAAUAUAACUAUAUCCCGAAGUUAGAGAGGACGAUUAAGUACAUCGAGGAUGAAAUGGAUGAAAAUGAAAGACAGGAGUUUUUUAGAUUGAAAAAGGUUCAAGACAUGAAGAAAGCUUUAACUAAACGGAAAGAAGCGGAAUACGCAAGACGUUUCAUGGAGAGAGAGACAGAGUAA